Vigna angularis (adzuki bean) is the source of this 1582-nucleotide messenger RNA. RefSeq lists its product as uncharacterized. The record is from RefSeq and is a predicted model, not a curated record. The transcript has 3 exons. Lineage: Eukaryota; Viridiplantae; Streptophyta; Magnoliopsida; Fabales; Fabaceae. Bases 801 to 1394 code for a protein of 197 amino acids.
UCAUUUCUCAACGAUCUAUCUAUUGACUCAUCAGCUUCGAACAUGAGACCCAUUAUUAGUUUCGUCUUCAAAGUUGUUUUUUUUUUUGUUUGUGGGCAUGCGAAAUUCGUUAUUCGUUAGGCUCCCUAUAGUUUGCUCGCUAUACUGACAUACUUGGAGUUUUUUGAGGGUUGGAGUUUGUGUUUUUAUUGUAUAGAUUUGAAUUUUUCCGAGUAUAUUAGCUUGCAAUUUUAAAAUGUUUGUUUGAUUUGCUAUGAAGGGAUCUGUGGGUUGCAAGUUUUGUGUUUGGUCAAAUGCCUAAAUGAGCUUUGAGAUUCCUUUGGCUAUCUUUAUUGGUUGUUUUGUUAACUGUUGAUUUCUUGUGGUCUGUUCUUUGUGAAUGGCUCUGUUAAUAGUGCAUGGCUUUGUUAAUUUUGUUUGAAGGGUAAUUUCUUUUAUGGGUCUUGAUGGUAGAUUUGAUACCUGGAGCUGUUGGGCCCUUUUACCAGUUUUAACGAUAUUGAAAGCCAUAGAAGAAAACAAUAAUAUUACUCUCCCUUUUCCCUUCUAAAUCUCACUACCAAACAUACCUGCAGGGAUAAUAGGGCUUCCUACUGUAAACAUGACAUUUAUUGUGUGUUGUUUAGUGAGAAUUUAGCCGAGGUUUGAUUCUAUUUGGAAGUUGUAUGGAACUUAUUAAUUAAUCCUUUCUAGAGUUAUCAACUUAAUCAACAGUGAAUGUGUAUUUUCCCUGGCAUUUCUGAGUUGGAUUCCUGUAUACAGAAAUUUCCAAAACAGACAGUUGUUGAUGAUUUGUCAACAUGAAUAAGUUGUUAGACUUUGGGAGGAAAGCCCUCUUUUAUGUCAGGGUGCUUUCUGGAUAUGAAGAGCGAAGAAUACGAUCUUAUAGGCUCCAGCUUGAACAACGCGUACAACAGGCCCAAGCAAGGAAAGCAGCCAUAAAUAAAGAACCUGAGAAGAUUAUUUUAUCUGAGGUUCGUCGAAUGGUUGAAGAGAUGCAAAAUUUGAACAAGAAGCUGGAAGAAACUGAGGCAGCCAUUGAAGACUAUUUCAAGCCUCUAGACAAUGAAGCUGAGAUUAUAAUGAAAAUGCAACUACAAGGGGAGGAGAGAACAUCAGAGAUGAUGAUGAAGGCAUUGGAGAAACAAGCUUCACCUCAGCAAGUUGAAGCAGAAAAAAAUGCAAUUAUGCAUAAAGUUGACAACUCUGAAGCCAACCUGGAUGAUUCUAAGCUGAUGGAAGAUGAGAAAGGUUUGAAGGAGAUGUUGAAAGAAUUGCAACGAGAAGUUUUGCUUGAGAAAGCUGAUGCAGGAAGUUCUGAUAAUAUGCAUCAAUCAGACAAGUCUCAUAUCAAUUUGGACCCUGCAUCUUCAACCACCUCUGAAAGAAGCUGAGGUUAUGUAAUUUUGAAGCAUUGGUGAUUCCUGAUUUUUGGCUUUGAAAUACAUUUCAGCUGUGCUGCUGAAAUGUUAAUCAUCUUGGUGAAUUCAAACUAACAAAGGCAGGACUAGGGCAUAUUUGUAGCUUGUUUGUAUUACUAAUUUUGUUCAAUAAAAUUUUCAUCUUUUGAGGCGUGAUAAAA